Messenger RNA from Ostrinia nubilalis (European corn borer), 1443 nucleotides. Its product is annotated as histone H2A. The record is from RefSeq and is a predicted model, not a curated record. The coding region runs from base 874 to 1248 and encodes 124 amino acids. Gene Ontology annotation, molecular function: structural constituent of chromatin; protein heterodimerization activity; DNA binding. NCBI's taxonomy places the organism in Eukaryota, Metazoa, Arthropoda, Insecta, Lepidoptera, Crambidae. Gene Ontology annotation, biological process: heterochromatin formation. The transcript has a single exon. Gene Ontology annotation, cellular component: nucleosome; chromatin.
CACACCACCAGCACCAGCACCAGCAGCAGCAGCAGCAGCAGCAGCACACAUUGUUCACGCACCACCAACUGAAAUUAUGAACGGAGAAACCACAUAAGUAUCUGUGUAUGAUACCACAACAACAUCACACGCAUCACUUUGGCACUUUGUUUGUUCGCACACAUAAUCAUUUAUCGUUUAAAUCGCUCUCAAUUUACUUGCUUUUACCGCACAACACACACAACUAACUGAAUGAACGAAUAACAACAACAACAAGUAGCCACCUGAGUUAACUUAUAACUUGUCUUGCAUUUGAUGCGCGUCGUCGUUCACUUUUCGCCAUUUCAGCGGCAAAAUGAUAACACAAUAUAAUGUACAUAUUAUCAUUCAACUUUCACAACUUUUUAUAAUAAUCACCAGAAUCCCGCCGCCCGACUGCCCUGUCUGCCGGGUGCCGGCGCUUGACACUGACGUUUAAUUUUUUUUUUUUUUUUUUUUUUCCAUUACUCAAAAGAAACGCGUUUUAUACCACACAUACAUCUGCCUACAUAGAGAAAAAAAAAAAUCAAAUUAAUUAACCAAGUGAAAAGGAAAAACACUUUUUUUUUUUUUUUUUUUUCUCCCAUUUAUAUCAGCACGGCGCGGUCUGUCACAAACCAACGCGAAGCGAGUGAAAGAGAAAGACAAGUGUGUCUCUUUCUGAAAAUUUCGCGCGAGACGUGCAUAUCUAUCUAUCUCUUUCUGACUGUGAAACGUUCGCCCCACUAAUGGGUUUGCGCGCGCCGUUAUAAAUAUUCUGCGCUCAACAAAAAUUGACACAGACAGUCUCGACGCGCGCUCGUCGUUACACGUUCACUUUGUGUGUUGAUUUAUUUCUCUACAAACUACAACAACAUGUCGGGUCGCGGCAAGGGUGGCAAGGUCAAGGGAAAGGCAAAGUCCAGGUCCAACCGUGCCGGUCUCCAGUUCCCCGUCGGUCGUAUCCACAGGCUUCUGCGUAAGGGCAAUUACGCCGAGCGUGUCGGUGCCGGUGCGCCCGUGUACCUGGCCGCCGUCAUGGAGUACCUGGCCGCUGAAGUGCUCGAGUUGGCCGGUAACGCGGCUCGUGACAACAAAAAGACCAGGAUCAUCCCGAGACAUCUACAACUGGCGAUACGCAACGACGAGGAAUUGAACAAGCUCCUCUCCGGCGUCACCAUCGCCCAGGGUGGUGUGCUGCCCAACAUCCAGGCCGUGCUCUUGCCCAAGAAGACCGAGAAGAAGGCAUAAAUCGCCGCCGCGUUUUCGCAUCAUUUAUGUAUGCUGCACUCUGCUGCUGUAUACAUAUUGAUCGAGAGUGUGCACGUUUCUUCAAACAAAAAGGCCCUUUUCAGGGCCGCAAUAUGAUUCUUGAGUAUUUAUGAAAUGUUUCUUGACGAUUGACACGAGUGCAAAUCUCUUCUUACACUAUACAAUAAUAAAUAC